UGCCUGUCGGCACAACAAGACGCAUAAGACGCAUACGUCCUCGUGAAAGCUUUUUCUCGCUACGAUCGCUGUGGGCCGUACCCCCAGCCAGCCAGCCAGUCAGCCAAACCAACCAACCUGCUUUAUCCGCGAGAUUGAGCGUGUGUGUGUGUGCAUGUGGGUCCGAUAUUUUUCCCCCUUUUCUGUGGCUGACAAAUAAGAUUGCAUUAUUUUCUUGCGCGCGGUAAUGACGGCGCCGCUCUUACAUAAACAGUGACAGAUAUUUUUGCAUGAAACGGGAGAGAAAGAAAGAAAAGCGUGCAAAAGAAAGAAAUUCCGUGCAUCAGUGAUCUCACCGUCCACCCAGUUACGCCAGCGCGACAAAGUGUAAACACAACUACAAAAAACGUUGCAAUUAAACCGCAAAAUAUCACCCAGCUUUACACAAAGUGAUCUAGUGUGUCCGUAGUGAUCCGUUGCCAUACACGAUGAAGCUGUUGAACGUGCUACCGGCCGCCGCCUACUUUUUCCUCUUCGUGCUACUCUCCUCCAGUGACUUCAACGAGCGGCGAACGCUUGUCCUCGCGCAGGAGCCACUGUUCGAGCUGCCGGUACAGCUAAUCGGCUUCCCCGUGAUCAUUCUCUCCGUCCGGUUGGCCAACUUUGCCAAAAAGCUUGCUUACUCGCUAAAUCCAAAGACCUACCAAUCCCGCAGCCGCCGGGAGACGCUACACCCGGAGGAGCUUUCGCGGCUAGCCAUCGAUGUGGCGCAGGCGGAAAGGAAAAUUCUUCACGAGUUCGGACCGAAGGCAUGCAUCGAGGAGGAACCGUGCCGGAUUCACGCCGUCAACAGUGCCCGGCUGGACAACUAUCAACCGGACUGGGAAGAUAUUCUGAAGAAUUACAAAUCGCAAACCAGUGGCAUGAAGCAGUGGUACUUGCUGUCCGUCUUCCUCGGCGACUAUCUGCGGGAUGUGCAGUUCUGUAAGCAGCUGGCGAAGCGAUUAGACUGCAAUCGCUACCAGCGACCGUUCCUGCGAGACUGAAUUUUCAUCACCAUCGAUCCCCCGCUUUCUUGCACCGCGGGUAGCGCGCUUGAUGUGCUCUGAUGGUGCUUCUAGCUGUAAAUUAUUUCCGUUGUACAUAGUCCGAAAGCAAUUGACCAAGUAAACAGAAAACGAAACGUUUAGGUGUAAGUGUAAAGCGUAAAAAGGAAUAAAAGAAAACGUGUUUUAAAAUUCAA
Molecule: messenger RNA, 1222 nt
Organism: Anopheles arabiensis
Lineage: Eukaryota; Metazoa; Arthropoda; Insecta; Diptera; Culicidae
Exons: 3
Coding region: 468-1025 (185 amino acids)
Source: RefSeq, a predicted model, not a curated record